This is a messenger RNA of Alternaria arborescens, 807 nucleotides long. RefSeq lists its product as hypothetical. The coding region runs from base 1 to 807 and encodes 268 amino acids. Gene Ontology annotation, biological process: proteolysis. Gene Ontology annotation, molecular function: cysteine-type peptidase activity; deNEDDylase activity. NCBI's taxonomy places the organism in Eukaryota, Fungi, Ascomycota, Dothideomycetes, Pleosporales, Pleosporaceae. The transcript has 5 exons. The record is from RefSeq and is a predicted model, not a curated record.
AUGCCUGGGUCGUUUUCGAGAAUCAGGGACAAGGCCAGGCGCCACCUGGGUGAUCCCAGUCCGGAUGAGGCCUAUCUUUCUUAUCAUGAUGUGAGGGUAACGCGAGCCGAUCUGGACAGCAUCAAGUCUAACGACUGGCUCACGGACAAUGCCAUCGCCUUCUGGCAAGAAUACCUCGAACGCGAAGAGCUCAAUGCCUUCCCCAAAGCCUCCAUCGUCCUCCUCCGCCCCUCCAUGUCCUACAUGCUCAUGCAAUCCGCCGAGCCCCUCUCCUUGAAAGAAGUCCUCCCCAACUUCACUCACACAACACACGUCUUCCUCCCCAUAAACGACAACACCGACGUCACACAAGCCGAAGGCGGCUCACAUUGGUCCCUCCUUCUCGUUUCCAUCAUCGAUGGCGUUUCAUUCCACUACGACUCCAUGACUCAGUCCAACGAGCGCGAAGCACGAAGCACAACCAUGAAGCUGGAACAACUACUAGGAAAGCGACUGCGGUUCAUCCCUAUGAGUGAUAGUCCGCAGCAAGAGAACGGAAGUGAUUGUGGUGUAUUCGUCUGUGUGCUUAUGCGGCAUUUGCUGCUCAAGAGGCUGCUUCGGGCCGAUGCGAGCAAGAAGGUCAGCAUGAGCAUGCGGGAUGCACACAUAAACGCAAAAGACGGACGGAGAACUAUGCUCAAGGUCAUCGAGGAGAGGAGAGACGAGGGAAAGCGGAGACGCUCAGGCAGUCAUUCGCCCUUUAGAAAUCCCUCCGCCCACUCCAAGAGCCCACCACGCAUAGGCGACGAACAAUCGCAGGAGCGCUAG